AUGACCAGCCGCGAUGGAGGCUUCAGAAUGAUUUCUGCAACACCAAAGGGAAGUCAGGUGACCAAAAAGGAGAUCACAGUUGUGAUCUUACUUGCUUUCUAUCUAAUAUACACCAAACUUGUUUCUGAGAGAAACUACCCUCCAGGUCCCACGCCACUGCCGCUGUUUGGCAAUUUGCUACAGUUGAAUCGUCAGCCGCUACACAUUGCACUCUAUGAGCUGUCCAAGAAGUAUGGCCCAGUAUUCACUGUCCAUUUGGGGCCCAAAAAGACAGUGGUGCUGGCAGGUUACAAGACGAUCAAGCAAGCUCUGCUGAAUGUUGAUGCCUUUUCAGACAAAGAAAUACUUCCAAUUAUUAGUGACUUAAAAUUAACUCAUGGAAUUGUUUUUGCCAGUGGAGAUUCAUGGAGAGAGAUGAGGCAUUUUGCAUUAACAAACUUAAAAGAGUUUGGAAUGGGAAAGACGGCAAUCGAAGAAAAAAUCAUAGAGGAGUCUGAGUGCCUGAUUGAAGUAUUGGAAGAAAAAAAAG
Messenger RNA from Pundamilia nyererei, 529 nucleotides. Its product is annotated as cytochrome P450 2K1-like. Lineage: Eukaryota; Metazoa; Chordata; Actinopteri; Cichliformes; Cichlidae. Gene Ontology annotation, biological process: xenobiotic metabolic process. The annotation marks the transcript as partial. Gene Ontology annotation, cellular component: cytoplasm; intracellular membrane-bounded organelle. The transcript is spliced from 4 exons. The record is from RefSeq and is a predicted model, not a curated record. Gene Ontology annotation, molecular function: iron ion binding; heme binding; oxidoreductase activity, acting on paired donors, with incorporation or reduction of molecular oxygen, reduced flavin or flavoprotein as one donor, and incorporation of one atom of oxygen.